Molecule: messenger RNA, 1733 nt
Organism: Closterium sp. NIES-67
Lineage: Eukaryota; Viridiplantae; Streptophyta; Zygnematophyceae; Desmidiales; Closteriaceae
Source: the annotation of a GenBank genome assembly
UUGGAUUAAAUGGUUGAAUGUUUGGCCAGUCUGCUUAGCUUGGUUCUUGGAAAAGGAGGCCGAACUUUCAAGAACGACGCCAUGGCUUACCCUCUGAUCGCCUUGCUGGUGGCCUCGUUGGCCGUUCAGGCUUCUGCGGCUGCUCCGAAACCCGCAGAUGGCUGCAUCACGAACUUCGAUCCUACUGUGAAUUAUUUCCCGGACCAGUACCAGGACGAGCCGUUUGCUCUGCCAAUCAGCCAGACUGUCGUGGAGACUGCGAAUGACUUCACGGUGCAGUACGGUAGCUAUUACAAGGUCGUCAAGAACAGCUAUGACGACACUACCUACGUCCUCUAUCAGUGUGGAGCUGUCAAGCCCCCGAACUUCCCUGCUGCGACCACCCGGUUCUUUGAGAUUCCCCUGAAGGGAUUUGCUGUCGACUCGACCGUUGCAGUUAGCUUCGUCCAGAUGCUCGGUGUGACCAACCUGCUCAACGAGACAAGCAGCUACUCAGUAGCUCCAUGCGUUCAAAAGCUCGUGGCCGACGGCGCCGCUCAGGUCUUCAACGAGAGCGACGGUCUUUUCCCUGGUGCUGUUUUCACUGGAAUGACCUUCCAGAAGCCAGUCCCCAAGAACUACGUCUCGCUGGACACCUCCACCGACCCUGGUCCUCUCAAGCGUGCGGAGUGGAUCAAGUACAUGGCCCUGUGGUUCAACGCGGAAUCGCGCGCUUCGGAAGUCUACUCUGACAUUGAGACGUCGUACAACUGCUUGAAGGCAUCUGCUCCCAAGACCACCACCCCAGUGGUUGGUUGGUUGGGCUAUUACAUGGAUUCAUGGACCGUCUCUGGUGCCCCAUACAAGCUUCAGUACGUUGCUGACGCUGGUGGCGUAAGCCCCGCCAAGGCGUAUUUGAGGGCCUACAAUAUGACUGAUCCGGCUGAUAAGAAAGCUUUCCAGUCACUGCUUGCGACUCUUGAUAUCGUCAUUGACGAGACUUACCUGAUGACCGGCCCUUCCGGCUACAGCAUUGAUGCAUUCGCUAAGAACGCUGGCAUCUCUGUCACUGACACUGCCACCUACAAGUUCCUUGCCACCCCCAAUGUCUGGAGCAUGUACGGCCGCGCCACUGGAGCUCCCAACUACGCCACUGAUUGGUUUGAGAGCGCCAUUGCUCAGCCCCAGGUGGUCCUGGCUGAGCUGAUCUCCAUUAUGCACCCUGGCGAUGUGACUGUGCCCGAGAAGUACUACUUCUACAAUGUUGCUCAGUUGGAGAUGGGUGCUGUGGUGUCUGCAGCCAACUGCACAACCCUCAACCCCACGGAGGUUGUCAACCCCAUCAUUCCUGCCUGCUCAGCUACCAUUGUUCCUGAGACCCCAGGAACAGCAUCCGCUCCAGCAUCCCCUCCCUCAGUAGGCCCUACCCCUCCCAGCUCGCCCCCUCCUAGCUCACCCCCUCCCAGCUCCCCCCCACCUGCCCCCAAGGCUGCUGCAUCCUCUGGCUCCUUGAUUGGCGCUGGUCUGGCUGCUCUUGUGGCUGCUGCUGUUGCUGCGCUGGUCUAAUAUUCUUUUUGGAGGCCCUUAGCGGCUUAGCCAUAACUGGUAUGUUGGAGGCUUCACAUGACCAUUGCCAACAAUUAUUGCUGCAUAAAUACACCACGUCUACCGUAUUAAAAGCGACUCUUAGUUGUAGGCUGGUGAAUUUGAGAUUUUGCUGCUUGGUUGGUACCAGUUUCAACCCGGAUCUAAUG